AUGAACUACCUCCCUUCAGCGCUGAGACCACAAGGUCGCGAUCGUGUGCAUAACGUCGAAGACGGCCUCUCGGGGAGCACGCUGCCAAUGGCAUUCGGUGCACCCACACAGGCAGCAAUAGAAAACGAUCAAAACAACCAACUCGCCAACUUCCGCCACAUGGUCGGCAUCCACAGCACCAAAGGCUUCUCCGGCGCAUCCCACAACAGCCUACACUUCGAUGGCCGCGCCGCACCCAACGUCGGCAUAUACAACCGUGUCUGCCACCGCGAAGCCGAAGCAAAACGCGGUUUUAAAUUCGCCUCCAUCCUGAUCAACAGCUGUCUGGGCCUGCAAGUAAUCGUCGCCGCCGCCCUAACAGCCAUGGGCGCC
This is a messenger RNA of Macroventuria anomochaeta, 372 nucleotides long. RefSeq lists its product as uncharacterized. The transcript is spliced from 2 exons. The annotation marks the transcript as partial. NCBI's taxonomy places the organism in Eukaryota, Fungi, Ascomycota, Dothideomycetes, Pleosporales, Didymellaceae. The record is from RefSeq and is a predicted model, not a curated record.